AUGGGCAAGAUCAUUGCAUCUUCCGAGGUGGAUGAGCGGAACACUUACAUCCGCAACCUCGAGCUCGCACUGAGUGAGACGCAGUCUAGACUUGCCAAGUACGAGAAGAUCCCGGCAGCACCAGCGCGCCGAACGAACAAGGCGGGCUAUAUUCCAUCUUUCAUGAAGUCUACCGCUGCUUCAUCUCAGCGUGUUUCUGUACAGGAUACGACAUCAGGUUCAAUCUCGCGAAGCAAGACUUCAAGGCCGGCAAGCACAUCAUCUUCGGCAUCUCUCCCACCUCUAUAUGCAACAUCAACAGCAUCGAAGACCGACAACCGCACCGCCCCUAGGUCAAAACGUGUCUCGGGGAUGGAGCACUUCCUUCGUUUCACAAUAGCCGAAUUCAAAAAGACUUGUGACGCGGUUCCCUCAUCUCGACGACCGAUUCCAGAUGAGGAAACACGCCUAUGUCGAGAAACCAUGGCAGCAGCCGGUCGAUGA
Messenger RNA from Ramularia collo-cygni, 483 nucleotides. RefSeq lists its product as uncharacterized. The coding region runs from base 1 to 483 and encodes 160 amino acids. NCBI's taxonomy places the organism in Eukaryota, Fungi, Ascomycota, Dothideomycetes, Mycosphaerellales, Mycosphaerellaceae. The record is from RefSeq and is a predicted model, not a curated record. The transcript has a single exon.